UGCAAUAGACUCAGAACAAAAUUUUGAUAAUACAAAGUAAAUAUUUAUAAACUCCAAUCAUUUAGUAAGAAAGCGUUAAAGAAAACACACACAAUAUGUUUUGGGAAUUAUUAAUCGGUUCCCUUACCUUUCUACUGGUCUUAGACUAUUUUAAUAAAAAACAUCGUGAGGAGUUAUUUAAAAAAGCAGGCAUUAAAGGUCCCAAACCCCUGCCGUUAGUGGGUAAUGUUCUAUUAGCCCUAGGCAAUAGUACAACACAUGUCUUUGAAUUUUUAAGGGUCUUAAGCGAAAACUAUGGCAAAGUAGUACGUUUGUGGAUUUUUGGUGAUUGUGUUAUUUUACUACGAGAUGUUAAAUAUUUUGAAAGUAUUCUCAGCAGCCAGCAGGUCAUUAAAAAAGAUUCCUUAUAUGAUCUUUUAAAAUGUUGGCUAGGCGAUGGUUUACUAAUAAGUUCUGGCUCUAAGUGGCAUGCACGUCGUAAGAUCAUAACACCCACUUAUCAUUUCAAAAUUUUAGAACAAUUUGUAGAAGUAUUUGAUCAACAGAGUUGUAUUAUGGUCAACAGAUUAAAAGACAAGGCUGAUGGUAAAACCCCUUUAAAUAUGUUUCCCAUAGUAUGUUUAACGGCUUUGGAUAUUAUAGCCGAAACUGCCAUGGGUGUUAAGAUUAAUGCUCAAGAGAAUCCUAAUUUCCCCUAUGCCAAAGCAGUGACAGAUGUAGCCGAUAUUAUAGCUACUCGUUUUAUGAAACCAGCUCAACGUUUUGAGUUCCUUUUUAGAUUAUUAGAAUAUAGAAGUUAUCGCAAGAUGAAACAAAGUAUUGAAAUUAUGCAUAAUUUUACGGAUAAAGUUAUUAGAGAGAGACGUGAAGCUUUGGAGAAAUCAAUUAAAGAUGGUACCUUUGUGGCCAUGACCAAUGCCACAGACGACAUGGGCGUUAAGAAACGCAUGGCCUUUCUAGAUGUACUCCUACAAUCUACUGUAGCCGGCAAACCACUAACCAAUGAAGAUAUACGUGAAGAAGUCGAUACUUUUAUGUUUGAAGGUCAUGAUACCACUACUAGUGGUAUAUCACAUACUUUAUAUCUUUUGGCACGACAUCCAGAGGUACAACAAAAAGUCUUUGAAGAAAUUCUACAAAUUAUAGGAAACGAUAAAGAUAAACCGGUGACAAUGAGAGAAUUACAAGAUUUAAAAUAUUUAGAUGUGGUUAUAAAGGAAAGUUUACGUUUAUAUCCACCAGUACCUAUGAUUGGACGUAUUACCGAGCAAGAUGUAGAAUUGGAUGGCAAAAUCAUACCCGCUAAUGUUAAUAUAAGUUUACUUAUUUAUGCCGCCUGCCGAGAUCCAGACUAUUUUACUAAACCCAAUGAUUUUAUACCGGAACGUUUUAUGACAAACACUUUGGAUCAGAUUAACACCUUCGCCUAUGUACCCUUUUCGGCUGGACCACGCAAUUGUAUUGGACAAAAGUUUGCCGUAUUAGAAAUGAAAAGUACUAUUAGUAAAAUGAUUAGACAUUUUGAAUUGUUACCCUUGGGUGAAGAAGUGGUGCCGGUUAUGAAUUUGAUUUUACGUUCGGCUACGGGUAUUAAUAUGGGUUUGAAACCUAGAGUUUAUUAAGUUUUUAGUAUUAUUGUGUAUAUAUUUUUAUAAUAAAAUAUUUUAAAUUAAAAAGUU
Lucilia cuprina (Australian sheep blowfly) is the source of this 1679-nucleotide messenger RNA. Its product is annotated as probable cytochrome P450 4d14. The transcript has 5 exons. Lineage: Eukaryota; Metazoa; Arthropoda; Insecta; Diptera; Calliphoridae. The record is from RefSeq and is a predicted model, not a curated record. Bases 96 to 1622 code for a protein of 508 amino acids. Gene Ontology annotation, molecular function: oxidoreductase activity, acting on paired donors, with incorporation or reduction of molecular oxygen; iron ion binding; heme binding.